This is a messenger RNA of Pelodiscus sinensis (Chinese soft-shelled turtle), 2979 nucleotides long. It is a transcript of the gene NOA1, whose product is annotated as nitric oxide associated 1. Lineage: Eukaryota; Metazoa; Chordata; Testudines; Trionychidae. Gene Ontology annotation, molecular function: GTP binding. The record is from RefSeq and is a predicted model, not a curated record.
GCCGAGCUGGGGGCGCGGGGGGGCUUGGAAAGUUUAGGGGGGCCAAGGAGCCUAGAGGACUCGGAUACACAAGAUGCCCCAAGCUGGUCGAAGGAUUUGGGGCCCCUGGUGGGCUUGGAAGGUUUGGGGACCCAGGAGGCUUUGGGGGGCUCGGUGGAAUUGGGGGCACAGGGAACCCCAGGGGGCUCAGACGGACUGGGGGCCCUGGGGGACUCGGAGGUACACCGGGCCCUGCAGGGGGUGGUGUGUCAACGUUGCUGGCUCCUGGUCCAUCACCAGCAGGCACAGCACAUGCAGGUGACCCGGGAGCAAUACCGCAGCCUGGUUAGCGCGGCUCUGCGCAGCCCCCCCCGGCAUGGUCGGUCCCCCCUGGUGUUGUAUAUGGUUGAUAUGCUGGACCUACCGGACUCCGUGCUGCCAGACCUCCCUGAGCUGGUGAGUGCAGGGUCAAACAUCCUGGUGGUGGGCAACAAGGUGGACCUGUUGCCUGGGGACUCUCCAGACUAUCUGAAGCGCUUCCGAAAGUUGUUGCUGAAGAGCUGUGCCCGCCUGGGCAUCCUCCCUGCAGCCAAGGGCAUUGGGGACCAGGCUGACAGGACUGGGCGCCACAACUUGGUGGAUGUGCACCUCAUCAGUGCCAAGACAGGCUAUGGCGUGGAGGAGCUGAUCUCCAAGCUGCAGCGCUCCUGGAAGUGCAAUGGCGAUGUGUAUCUCAUAGGCACUACCAACUCUGGCAAAUCCACACUGUUCAAUACUCUGCUGCAGUCUGACUACUGCAAGUCCAAAGCCCCAGAGGUGAUCAACCGAGCAACAAUCUCGCCCUGGCCAGGCACAACCUUAAAUCUCCUGAAAUUUCCAAUUAUUAAUCCUACACCUGACAGGCUGUUCAGAAGACAGGAAAGAUUAAAAGCAGAUGCAGAAAAAACUGAAGAACAACUUAGUGGUGAUGAACAAAAAUAUCUUAAAUGCCUUAAAAAGCAAGGUUAUUUAAUAGGAAGGGUGGGAAGAACAUUUCAACAACAGAAGUCAAAAGGUAUUAUUCACUUUGAUCCUGAUGAGCUCUCUUUUAACAUGGAAGAGGAGCCUGUCAUUCCAUCUAAGAAGCCUAAAGAGAGAGUGGAAUUUACAUACAAUGAACUGAAAGAUGCUCGCUGGUUUUUUGAUACGCCAGGGAUUGUAAAAGAAAAUUGUGUUUUAAAUCUUCUCUCGGAGAAAGAAGUAAAGAUUGUCUUACCCACUCAUGCCAUUGUUCCACGGACCUUUGUACUGAAGCCUGGAAUGGUUUUGUUUCUAGGUGCUUUGGGACGUAUAGAUUAUCUACAGGGAGCAAAAUCCUCCUGGUUUUCUGUUGUGGCUUCUAACCUGUUGCCAGUCCAUGUGACUACCCUGGAGAAGGCAGACGGCAUCUAUCAGAAGCAUGCUGGAGACACAUUACUGAAGGUGCCCACAGGAGGUGAAGAACGAAUGAGAGAAUUCCCACCACUUACUGCUCAGGAUAUCACGCUGGAAGGGAUUGGCAUCUUCGAGGCAGUGGCUGACAUAAAGCUGUCCUCUGCUGGUUGGGUUGCGAUAACGGCUCACUUGGAAGACAAACUGCAGCUGCGAGCCUAUACUCCUGAAGGAACAGCCCUGAUGAUUCGUAAACCUCCUCUGCUACCACAUAUUGUUGCCAUCAAAGGGAAACGCAUCAAAGGAAGUGUGGCCUAUAGAACUAAAAAGCCAUCUCCCUUAGUGGAAAACAUAAAGUCAAAUAAACCAAUGGAAAAAAAGGUACCUAAAAUGUAAGCUGCACAGGAGCUGCGAAGCCCUUGGACAUGUAACUGGCUGUGAGCCAUACACAAAAAUAAUUGGUCGUGGAACUCUGUAGAAAACAUUUUCAGACUGGCUUUGUAAAACAUGUUUGAAAGAUCCGGCACAUGUCCGUGUGAAGCAUGCAUCAGCCUGCUGUGUAGUGUGCAGCCCGGGGGCUCACAUGAUUUGCAGUCUACACUUCCCAUUACCUGAUGACUUGUGUCAUUCAGACUCUUCAGUCAUACAUUAGACAGUCGGAUGUGGCAUCACUGCACUUUCCUGCUGGUUCCCCUGACAUAUGUGGAGUCAGGCUGCUGUCAGGCUGGGAAGCUGCAGCAGGGAGGGCUUUAGUGAAGCUGUCAGAACAUGCCAAUCUCCAGUUGCUACAGAUGUUUGGACAGGAGACUCGUUUGUGUGUUUGGCCUUGUACAUGAAAUGAGUGGGAAGAUUUCAGAAAGAAGCCUCUAGAGACCAUCCCAGGAGACCUCUUUGCAGUAGUGUAGAACUUUAAAGAAAAGCCGAUAAGAACCAGGGCAGCACAGUACACAGCUGAACGGAGGAAAUCAGACGGGAGCCUCAACUGAGAGCUCCUGCAAAACAUUCCCAUGCUGUGACUUGCCCAAAAUGUACAGUCAUCAGUCUCUUCAUCAUGACGAUGAGCUCAGGAGGCAAAUAACGUUAUUAACUCUGCUCUCCCCAGUCAAGUGCAGCUUUUUGUAACAAGGGGAGCGGCUGGCACAGUUGAUGUCUCUGCCCCUUUGAGCUGAAAUUCCCUUCUGUGGCAGUGGUUCUCAAAGAUUACCGGCCCACAGUGUGUUACCUGGUCCUCAGGGCACAGGUGGCAGGGCAGCAGCAUCCCAGACCAGCUGCCUACCCCACAUCCCAGAGGGUGUGGAAGCGGGUGACAGCCCCAAAGAAGAACACCUGCCACAUGGCAUGGGCCAGCUGCUCAGACUCCCAUGCAGCCAGGAACCUGCUGGACUCCAGCAUGCAUAGGCCACACCUGUGAGCUGGUUGGGCUCUGGGUUGAGAACCGCAGCUCUUUGAUGCUGCCCCGCUGCACAGAACACUAAGGUCAGACUUGACCUUUCUGAACAGGGCUUGUCAAAAAGCCUUUAAUCUUACUAGAAUACUGAAUUCUCGUGCCCUUUUGAGCUGCAGCUUUGCCAUUUGCGCUCUCCCCCGUGA